UCCAAAAAGAGUCAUCAACGGACGUAUUUUGUGUGUAGAAGAAACAAGCGGGUGGAGUCUUUUUCUAUGUUUUCAGCAACAAGUGUCGGAAUAACAUCGUAAUAAGUGCAGUUUAAAGUUAAAAAAUGGGUUGUACGUUCAGUACGCAUGGGGAUAAAGCUGCUCAAGCUCGCUCAAAGAAAAUUGACCGAGAUCUUAGAGCAGAUGGGGAGAGGGCUGCCAGGGAGGUGAAGCUCCUCCUGUUAGGGGCUGGUGAGUCUGGGAAAAGUACCAUUGUAAAACAGAUGAAAAUAAUUCAUGAGUUGGGUUACUCACAAGAGGAAUGUGAGCAGUAUCGGCCAGUUGUUUAUAGUAACACAAUUCAGAGUCUCAUGGCUAUCAUUAGGGCUAUGGGCCAGCUGAAAAUUGAUUUUGCUGACCCAAGUAAAGCAGAAGUUGCCAGGCAGUUUUUCACAUAUGCGAUGUCAGCUGAAGAAGGAGAACUAACCCCAGAACUCGUAAUGCUAAUGAAGCGCCUAUGGCAGGAUCCAGGAGUCCAACUGUGUUUCUCUAGAUCCAGGGAAUACCAGCUCAAUGAUUCAGCUGCUUAUUACUUGAAUGCUCUCGACAGGAUUUCCCAAAAGAAUUAUGUUCCCACCCAACAAGAUGUUUUGCGGACUCGAGUUAAAACUACUGGUAUUGUGGAAACACAUUUUUCAUUUAAGGAUCUACACUUUAAGAUGUUUGAUGUUGGAGGUCAAAGGUCAGAAAGAAAGAAGUGGAUUCAUUGCUUUGAAGGAGUCACAGCGAUUAUCUUUUGUGUUGCUCUUUCUGGUUAUGAUUUGGUCCUUGCAGAAGAUGAAGAAAUGAACAGAAUGGUUGAAUCAAUGAAAUUAUUUGAUUCUAUCUGCAACAGCAAAUGGUUUGUUACAAGCUCCAUAAUUCUGUUCCUUAACAAAAAAGAUCUUUUUGAAGAAAAGAUUCAAAGGAGCCCUUUGACUAUCUGUUUCCCUGAAUAUACCGGUUCUAAUACAUACAAAGAUGCCUCAGAUUAUAUUCAAAAGAAAUUUGAAAAUCUUAACAGAAGGAAGGAUCAGAAGGAGAUUUAUACACAUAUUACAUGUGCAACAGACACAAGCAAUAUUCAGUUUGUUUUUGAUUCAGUUACUGAUGUCAUCAUAAAAAAUAAUCUGAAAGAUUGUGGUCUGCUGAUGUAAGUUAUUUAAAUUUAUCGAUCUAUCGAAUAGUUACUUAAUAUGACGCGUCAAUUUGUUUUAUCACCCUUCAUGAUUUGCUCAAACUUGAAGUUUCUUUAAGGGGGUAAUAAAACUGACCAUAUUUAAACUAUGACUAUUACAAAUAGUAUAUUUUGUCGAAUAUAGAAUAAGAAUUGUGUUGUGCUUAAUAUAAUGUUAUAUUUAUUGUUCUUCAUUGAUAAAAGUAUAUUGCCUCACUCAAGUUUUCCAUUUUGUCAACAAAAAAUAGUACUCUCUGAUCUCUGUUCAGCAUACAAAAUUUGUUAAAGCAAUAUGCUUUUUUGCAAUAUUUAGGUAGGUAAUUUAUAGGACUUACUCUAAGUAUAUAAGUGAUAUUAUCUACUAACCCUAGACAUUACAAAAAUGAAAACCAUUUAAUGGCUCUGACAAUUUGAACCAUACAUGACAAUGUAAAUUAAAUAGUCACCCUUAAAGCAGAUUUAACAAUUUAAGAUCUGCCCUACUAGUUUUU
Anthonomus grandis grandis is the source of this 1707-nucleotide messenger RNA. RefSeq names its product G protein alpha i subunit (gene Galphai). Lineage: Eukaryota; Metazoa; Arthropoda; Insecta; Coleoptera; Curculionidae. The record is from RefSeq and is a predicted model, not a curated record. Gene Ontology annotation, molecular function: G-protein beta/gamma-subunit complex binding; GTPase activity; GTP binding. Gene Ontology annotation, cellular component: heterotrimeric G-protein complex. Gene Ontology annotation, biological process: adenylate cyclase-modulating G protein-coupled receptor signaling pathway. The coding region runs from base 126 to 1196 and encodes 356 amino acids. The transcript has 5 exons.